Molecule: messenger RNA, 3250 nt
Organism: Notolabrus celidotus (New Zealand spotty)
Lineage: Eukaryota; Metazoa; Chordata; Actinopteri; Labriformes; Labridae
Exons: 3
Coding region: 174-1169 (331 amino acids)
Molecular function (GO): GTP binding
Source: RefSeq, a predicted model, not a curated record
AUUAGAGACAUUCAAUAAUCUUAAGAAGACUGAAGUGUCCUCCGGUUGGUCCGCGGCCCCCCCUUUGAGCAGCCCUGCUCCAGCCCCUGUGUUUAUCUGAGUCAGCCUGCAGGAACCAGGAAGUGAGUCCAUCCCUAAACCAGCACUAAACAAGGCUCUGAACUGGACCAGACAUGUCUGCUGCUGCUCCAAACUCAGAGCUGAGGCUGGUGGUCCUGGGCCGGACCAGGGACGGGAAGAGACCCGAAGGCAGCGCCAUCCUGGGCCUGCAAGACAGCGAGCUGGGCACAGACCCGGAAACCACCCAGCUGUGCAGCAAACACAGAGGAGAGGCUGCAGGCAGACAGGUGGUGGUGGUCUCCAGUCCGGCCUGGUUCAGCCCUGACUGCGACCCAAAGGACAGAAGACGCCACAUUUCCUCCUUCCUCUCCUUAUCCAGCCCGGGUCCUCACGCCUUCCUGCUCUGCGUCCCCGUGAACGACUCAGCCGAUGCAGAAUCCAAAGCUCUGGACGUCCUGGAGGAGCUGCUCGGCCCGUCUGCGGUCAGCGCCAACACCAUCGUCCUCUUCACCCACACCGAGGAGCUGGAGGAGGACGAGCGGAUGGAGGACUACCUCGUCACCUGGAGGAAGGACCUCGGGGCCCUGGUGGGGAGAUGCGGGGACCGAUACCACACCCUGGAAACCCGCGGAGGAGACGAGGAGGCGGAGAGGAGAGCGGUGGAGGAGCUCCUGGAGAAGGUGGAGCAGGCGGUGACGGAGAGCGGGACGCCACACUUCAGCUGCCGUCUGUACGAGGAGGCGGAGGAGAGAGUGAGGCAGAAACAGGCGGAGCUGGUGUCCCCCGCGGACGGAAACACCACAGAAGAAGAGAUGGAGGCGGUCCGAGACGAGGCGGAGAGGAGCGUAGAUGAUUUAGACGUGGAUGUGGAGAGCUUCUUCUCCUCCGUCAGCGUCUCUCCGUCCUCCUCCGCUCCCUGGUUUCUCUGGGAGUGGUGGGAGAAGCUCGCCGGGUGGAUGAGACGGCUGCCCAAGCUGGUGAGGAGGGAGGCCCUGCUGGGGGCGCUGGUGGGCCUGUUUGUCGGGGGCCCGUUUGGAGGUAUGAUGGGGGCCACGGUGGGAUCGGUGGCGGUGGAGGUCGGGAGAAGAAAGACUCAGAAGAACAAAUAAAAGAUGAUCGUGUUUAAAGAGUCGCACCUUUAAAGUCACUUCACUGUGUUCGCCUCACGCCGUGUUUAUCAAACUUAGCUUUAGCAGCUAGCAUCUUCCAAAGCAGUAUUAAUGUUGGACUGAUGAGCUUUAAGAGUGAUCGUCAAUGCCUCGGUCAUAUCUCCACACGUAGCUGAGUGAGCUCGGUGCUGACACGUUGGAGGAACAUUAGCUGAUCACGUAUUUAUCGGCCGAGUGCGCUAGGAUUUAUAAAACACGCUAGCCGACCCUCUUUUCACGGCGCAGUUAAUCAAAAAGAAACAUUCUUAUACGCUGAUUUUGCCGACGUUAUUUGGAACUUUGCUUCGGUAACUUCUGCAGCAGACACACCGACGAUAAACGUUAAGACGUAAGCGUAGAGAGCGAAGUUCGUACAUUGAGCAAGUGAUUAUUAAAAGCAACAUCUUUGCACAUCAAGAUACAAAUAAUGAGAAACACGUGACCAACGUCCGAUUAUACGGAUAAACGUCGUACCGGUGUGUCAGACGCUGUGCACGGGUAAAAAGUCGUCAUUCUCCGAACUUGCAUUGAUAUAUUUGAGUGUUUGUACCGCCGUCACUUUAUAAAAUAUAUUACAAAGUUACAACAUUUGAAACAUCUUUCGUGUGUUGGAAUUUCCUCCUAGUGUAACUUGUCGUCUUUCGUAACAAACUUCGCAGAGUGAUGCAUUGUGGGAUUUAUACUUUGGCUAACACCGCUCACUUUAAAUACAGAGAAAGUGCAAACCAAGCGCGCUGCACUUUUGAUCGUUGGAGAAAUGUGUCAGAGAAGAAGUGUGAUCGUAAAGAUGGGAUCCUGAGUGUUACUAACUCUCACCACUGGGGGGCAGCAGAGCAGAGAGCAGCUGAGCCGGCAGUAUUUAAAACCAAAACAAGCUGAAAAACACUAAAAAACUUCACAAGAUGAUUCAAAGAUAUUUUAAAAGAAGGCCUUGACUUGAAUAAACGUGUUUAUAUAAUGAAGAGAGGAUUCUUUUAUUUAAAGAUCAUAUAUUUACUGAUGUCUACAGACAGAUCCUUCCAACUGGAACACAAGGAAUUGGGAUAUCAAUGAACAACAGAGAAUUUAAUAUUUAUUUAUGACUGAAAUAUAUAAAAGCCCAUUAACACCAGGUUAAUAAAGAAAGAGGGAGAUUAAGUCUUAAUGAAAAACAAACAGAAUGUAAAGUCAUAAUUAUGAGAUUAAAACUCAGAAUUAUGACAUUUUAAUUUGAAAUUAUGUGAUAAGUCAAAAAUUUGACAUAAAAGCCAAAAUGAUGAGACAUACAGUUAAAUUUAUGCUUAAAAAAGUCCAAAAUAUUGAAAGAAAAAAUUCAAUUAUGACAUACUAAGUCAAAAUUUGUAGAUAAUACAAUUUAAAAUAUGGGAUAAAAAGGCAUAAUUAUGAGGUAAAAAGUUGAAAUAAAGACAUAAAAAGUCUAAAUGAUGAGAACUUGUCAUUUGAAAUGAUGAGAUAUAUUUUGCAAUUACGAGAUACAAAGUUUAAAUUAUGAGAAAAAAAUUCAACAUUAUGAGAUCAAAAAUUUAAAUUACGAGAUUAAAAGUCGAAAUUGUGACAUUGUAAUUUUGAAAUUAUCAGAUAAAUGCCAACAAUUUGAGAUAAAAGCCAAAAUGAUGAGCUUAAAAAUUGAAUUUAUGAUAUAAAAAGUCUAAAUUAUGAAAUAUAAAUAUUUAAUAUGAGAUACAGAGAAGUCAAAAUUCAGAGAUAAUAAAAAUAAAAAUAUGAGAUCAAAAGAGGAAAUUAUUAGAUUAACUUCUUAAUUAUGAUAUAGUCAGGAUUUUUAAUCUCAUAUUUUUUAUUUAACAUUUUGAAUUUUGUUACAUUAAGUCUCCUCUUUCUUUAUUUACCUGGUGUUAAUGGGUUGUCAUAGAAACCUCAUCAGAAACACUUGAAGAGCUGCAGACGGCUGAAGAACUCUAAAGAUGUAAUACUAAGAAUUGUCCACACGGUGGCGCUGUUGACCUGUUUUAGAGAUUUACACGUUGAACUGAAAUAUUCUUAUUCCUGCUUAUUAAGCAAAUAAAGCUGCUGUUUGAAGAACA